Molecule: messenger RNA, 999 nt
Organism: Penicillium malachiteum
Lineage: Eukaryota; Fungi; Ascomycota; Eurotiomycetes; Eurotiales; Aspergillaceae
Product: RNA-binding protein
Exons: 3
Coding region: 1-999 (332 amino acids)
Molecular function (GO): RNA binding
Source: RefSeq, a predicted model, not a curated record
AUGGGUGGCAGUAAGCGCAAAGCUACAGAUGAUGCGGAGGAGUCGAAUGAUCCUGCGCGGCGCCAGAAACUGAAGCAAGCACGCAAAGAAGAAAAGGAAAAGAAACGAAGCAUCAAGGAGCAGAAGGAGAUUUCUGCUCGUGAGCCCCAGCUAGAUUCUUCAGGGACAAAGCUGAAGAAAAACAAAGAGAAGUCCAACAACAAGAAGGGAAAAAAAUUGGGUGUUUCUGAGGCUAAGACAGAAGCUGAUGUCGAAGCUGUGGACGAGAUGGAUGUGAUCGAUGAAACUCAAGAAAGCGGAGAGAAGGAAAAGAAGGAGAAGAAGGAGAAGAAGGAGAAGAAGGAAAAGAAGGAAAAGAAGGAAAAGAAAGACAAGGAGGACAAGGACAUCGGUUCAAACGGCCUCAGCGCUGUAGUCAGUGCGAGCGAAUCUCAGGAGGAAAACGAUACUGCCGAGACCCACAUUGAGGAAGAAACCGAAGCAUCUCAAGGGAAAUCGUCGCGUUUCAUCUGUUUUGUUGGCAACCUGCCAUACUCCGCAAACCACGAGUCUCUUACAAAGCAUUUCGCAAAGAACCCGCCAGCUUGUGUACGCGUGGCCACUAAGAAAGACGACCCCAAAAAUCGAUGCCGAGGUUUUGCUUUCAUCGAAUUUGAUAACUACGACCGCAUGAAGACAUGUUUGCAAUUAUACCACCACUCCAAUUUCGAUGAUGGAAAGUACCCUCCUCGACGGAUCAAUGUGGAACUAACGGCUGGGGGAGGGGGUGCAAAAUCAGAUCACCGCAAGGCAAAGAUUCAGGCUAAAAACGAAAAAUUGAAUGAUGAACGUCAGCGCAAGGCCAAGGAUAUCAAGAAGGGCAAGAAUAAGCAUGAGAGACAGGCAGCACCUCAAGGGGUUACUGGCGCCAAUGCAAUUAAGGUUGAUGGGGUCAAUAAUGCCGAUGAUGAUGAUAAGUUCGCAGGUGUGCAUCCUAGUCGCCGAGGCCGCAUGUGGUAA